Messenger RNA from Cuscuta campestris, 1751 nucleotides. Lineage: Eukaryota; Viridiplantae; Streptophyta; Magnoliopsida; Solanales; Convolvulaceae. The record is from the annotation of a GenBank genome assembly.
GUAUUGUUUGGCACACCAAUCUUUUUGUGAAUUAAAAGAUUGCUUAAUUUGGUAGACCCAUAGGUUAUAAGUACAAAAUAAUGGAAGGGAUUUUGACGAACAAGAUCGACUUGAUGAUCCCGGAGCUCCGGUGGCCGGGGUCGGACUUGGCGUCGGAGAUAUGGGAUUUGGUAAAGGAGCCUCUAGUGGUUCCUGCGCUUAGGGUGGCGGUGUAUAUAUGUUUGGGCAUGUCAAUUAUGCUCUUUGUUGAGAGGCUUUACAUGGGGAUUGUGAUAGUUUUGGUCAAGAUUUUCUGUGGAAAGCCUGAGAAUAGGUACAAAUGGGAACCUAUUCGUGAGGAUUACGAGAUUGGUAGUGCUGCUUUUCCUUGUGUUCUUGUUCAGAUCCCUAUGUUCAAUGAAAAAGAGGUUUAUAAGAUCUCCAUUGGAGCUGCAUGUAAUUUGUCUUGGCCAUCCGAUCGUCUUGUGAUUCAAGUUCUUGAUGAUUCUACCGACCCUAUCAUCAAGGAUAUGGUGGAGAAGGAAUGUGAGAGGUGGGAAAGCAAAGGGAUCAACAUAAGAUACCAAAGGAGGGUGAGCAGAGGAGGAUACAAGGCCGGAGCUCUCAAGGAAGGCUUGACACACAAUUAUGUGAAUGACUGUGAAUACGUUGCCAUCCUCGACGCCGAUUUCAGGCCCGACCCUGAUUUUCUCCUUCGUUCUAUCCCUUUCUUGGUUCACAAUCCCGACCUCGCUCUUGUUCAAGCUCGUUGGCGCUUUGCAAAUGCGGACGAGUGUUUGUUGACAAGAAUGCAAGAGAUGUCUUUGGAUUACCAUUUCAAAGUGGAGCAAGAAGUGGGUUCCUCCACUCAUGCUUUCUUCGGCUUCAAUGGGACGGGUGGCAUAUGGAGGAUAGCAGCGAUCCAAGAGGCUGGUGGUUGGAAAGACCGAACUACUGUUGAAGACAUGGAUCUUGCCGUCCGAGCUGGUCUUAAGGCCUGGAAAUUCCUUUACCUUGGAGACCUACAUGUUAAAAGUGAACUUCCUAGUACUUUCAAGGCAUUUCGUUUCCAACAACACCGUUGGUCUUGUGGCCCUGCUAAUUUGUUCAGAAAAAUGUUCAUGGAAAUAAUCAAAAACAAGAGAGUGAGUGUGUGGAAGAAGGUGUACGUGAUAUACAGCUUCUUCUUUGUACGGAAGAUAAUAGCACACAUGGUCACGUUCUUCUUCUACUGCGUCGUUCUUCCUUUAACCAUUUUGGUGCCAGAAGUGAACGUCCCAAAAUGGGGAGCCAUAUACAUUCCAUGCAUUAUCACGGCUCUCAAUUCUGUCGGUACCCCUAGGUCAAUCUACUUGUUGUUUUACUGGAUCUUAUUCGAGAAUGUCAUGUCCUUCCACCGCACCAAGGCUACAAUCAUAGGUUUGCUUGAAGCAAAGCGGGCAAACGAAUGGGUUGUCACUGAAAAAUUGGGAGAAGGUAUCAAUAAUAACAACAACAAGACAAGCAUCGUCAAAGCUGCAGCUAAGAAGACAAAGCCAACAUUGUUCAAAGACAGGAUACUUCCACAAGAGCUAGGGUUUGCGGUAUUUCUGUGCUUUUGUGGAGUGUAUGACUUGAUGUAUGGGAAGAACCGCUACUAUAUAUACCUCUUUCUCCAAGCACUAACUUUUACAAUAGCAGGGUUUAGCUACAUCGGCACUAUCGUCCCUUCGUAGUUAGGUUUUCAUAUUUUUUGUUAGCGGAAGAAGAUUUAAUGAAUAACUAACUAUAUA